AUGCCAGUAGAUUUCUUUUCUGAUUGUGAUUGUCCUCACUGUUCGAAUGGUGUUCAGAGCGAUUCUGAAUGGAAUCUUGAUUCCAGGAGUAGAAGUCAUGACUCCUUACCUUAUCAAUCAAGGAAGAAAUCCAAGCCUUCUCCCAGCACACAAAACUUACUUUUGCAAGGUUGUUUCCCCAAGUUGGAGGACGAGAACAAAGAAGAUCCAGUGUUUGUUCCCACCAAGAAGACAAGCUCUAUGGGGUUUUCUCAAAAACAUUACCUUAGUCUAAGCCCUGAAGAUGUCAAAAAGAAAUUGAAACCAUUGAGAGAACUCACUAUUCAAGAUUUACUAAAGGAGUUUGGGGAUUGUGGGAACUUCCAACCAAACUCUAUGUCUCUGGGCCACUUGAGAGAUCAGGUAGUUAUGAAGUUCAGAAGGGCUCUUUAUUAUUCUGGGAUAUGGGUGAAACAUGUCCAAGGCUGCAAAUUGGAUAAACAGUUGACCGCUAAUUAUUUCAAAACAAAUCCUGGAAGUCUACACCGGCUAGUGCCCUGGCUGAAAAGAGAACUAACAGCUGUUUAUGGCAAUUAUGGAUAUACAGUGAAGAAUAUUCUAGAUGCUGUCCUUCAUCACAUGACAGAAUAUGAUUUGGACAGUGAUUCCUUUAUUCACCUUCUGGAACCUUAUCUCCUACAACAUACCCAUCAUUUCCUGCAUGAGUUUAUCACUUUUGUUCGUUCACCUUACAACAUAGAAACCUAUGACCAGCGAGCCAUCUAUCAAUGGACUCCUACCUCCACAUGGGUGCAAAAUAAGCCCAGGGAUUCAGCUCCUGUUUAUUUUUGGCCUGAGGGUUGUGCUCCUAACGCAUCUCAGCAUGACACGAAGCAGUCUCAGAACACCCAGGUUCAAUGGAAUAGUGAAGAGAGGCCUCAGUCUGGAAAGAAACUAUUCCCAAAUGGCCACUCUUCCUUCAAAAAUACGAGAAUUCCACUGGCCCAUCAAGAAACAGCAGACAAAAGCCACAUUUGUACCAAAGACAAACUAAAACCAAGUGAUCACAAAGGCAUAGUUUCUAAUAACAAUAAUAACAAUAAUAUGGUUAUUACUUGGGCUACCUUAAGGAAAAGAGUUCGAGGUUACAAACACUGUGCUCAAGAGAAAAAGGAAGAAGGGAUGAAAUUGUUUCCUGGCCAUGAUCUACACAAGAAUGAAACAACUGACUACAACUUCAGUAUUCCAGAAAUUUCCAAUGAAGUGCAACCUCCCAAGUUCACUGCAAGAGAAGAAAAGGCUGUGAGCACUUGCCAGAAGAUACAUUUGCACACAAAAGAAGGAGAAGAAAACAAAUGCACUAAAUCUUCACCCAAGAGUUUUCGGAGAUGCUCUAGAGGAAGAUCCUUGACAAAGUGCAGAUGCAGAGAAAGAGACCUUGCCAAAUUUGGUUCGCAUUUCAGUAGAAGAACCCAAAGGCAAUCCAAAUGCAGUAAUCGCAGAUCCAAAUCCUGGACCUGUGUUGAACCUAGAAAGAGAUCUCUAAGCAGAGAAGUGAGUAAUCGCUCUCUGGGAGAAAGUUGUGCAAGUGAGCAUUGCUGCCAGCAUAUGUGCUGUCGGUGGUCAAGAGAAAAGAAUGCACAUGUCUAUGAAGCAAGUAACAGAAGAGCCUCUUUGUCCCCAUUCCAACUCAUGAAGCUUCCAUCGACUUGUAGGAAGAAGCCUGACUUGCCUUCUAAAUGUCAAGGUGCUUCCCAAACUAGAAGCACUUGUAGCAGCCUCACUGGCCCACAGACUGGGAUACGUAGAUCCCUCAGUAACCAGGAGAUGAAGCCCCAAAUAUUGUUUCCUCAAGCUAGAAAUAUUAGGUACAAGAAGACAGAAUGCCAGUUUACAGAUAGCCUGAUGGAGGUGACUGGUGCAUCCAGGGACCGGGGUUUGAAAGAAUCAGUCUUUACAAACAGGGAGAAGCAAUAUGUCAGUCUGACGUGUGUCCUGUGGCCAAGUGGUAUCUGCCACAAAGUGAUUGCCUGCCAACUUGUGACACAUUAUGGCAGGUAUCGCAGCAAGCAGCUCCCCUUGGCACAGAGGAGAGUUAAUGAAGGAGUGGAAGGGACAUCUCGACAGAUGCAAACAGCCUAUGGAACAUGCCUCCAGAAUGCUCCUGGAAAUACAGAAGAGGAGGGCAUUCUUGUAUCAACCUCCACUGUGACCUGCGGAAUGGCUGAGUUCCCAGUCCCUAAAGAGUAUGCCAGUUUUUGUAUGACUCGGUGGGAGAAGUCUAAGUGA
Dipodomys ordii (Ord's kangaroo rat) is the source of this 2268-nucleotide messenger RNA. RefSeq names its product E3 ubiquitin-protein ligase Topors-like. The transcript has 4 exons. Bases 1 to 2268 code for a protein of 755 amino acids. NCBI's taxonomy places the organism in Eukaryota, Metazoa, Chordata, Mammalia, Rodentia, Heteromyidae. Gene Ontology annotation, molecular function: ubiquitin protein ligase activity. Gene Ontology annotation, biological process: protein polyubiquitination; protein monoubiquitination. The record is from RefSeq and is a predicted model, not a curated record.